AUGAGACACCCGAUACCCGACACCCAAUACCCGAUACCCGACACCCAAUACCCGAUACCCGACACCAAAUACCCGAUACCCGACACCCAAUUACCGAUACCCGACACCCAAUACCCGAUACACGACACCCAAUACCCGAUACCCGACACCCAAUACCCGAUACCCGACACCCAAUACCUGAUACCCGACACCCAAGACCCGAUACCCGACACCCAAUACCCGACACCCACAUCCGAUACCCGACACCCAACACCCGAUACCCAACACCCAACACCCGACACCCGACACCCGACACCCAAUACCAUUUACUCAACACCCAACACCCGAUACCCGACACAAAAUACCCUUAAUAACCGUCACCAACACCCGAUAGCUGACACCCAACACCCGACACCCGACACCCAAUACCUAAUACUUGACCCUAAACAUUCGAUACCUGAUGCCCGACAUCCAAUACCCAAUACCUGA
Penaeus chinensis is the source of this 468-nucleotide messenger RNA. Its product is annotated as chitin biosynthesis protein CHS5-like. The transcript is spliced from 3 exons. The coding region runs from base 1 to 468 and encodes 155 amino acids. NCBI's taxonomy places the organism in Eukaryota, Metazoa, Arthropoda, Malacostraca, Decapoda, Penaeidae. The record is from RefSeq and is a predicted model, not a curated record.